GGUCGGUCUGCGCGAGCGCCGACGGCCGUUGGGCGGGAGCGGCGCGUGGGGCGCUGAGGGGUAGCGGCCUCUGUGCUGGCGGCGGCCGUGAGCGAGGGCUGAGGAACCAGAGAAAUGGCCACUACGCAAUCUGUCUUCACAUUUGCUCUCUGCAUUUUAAUGAUAACUGAAUUAAUACUGGCUACAGAGAGCUAUUAUGAUAUCUUAGGAGUGCCAAAAAAUGCAUCUGACCGCCAGAUCAAGAAGGCAUUUCACAAGCUCGCUAUGAAAUACCACCCAGACAAAAAUAAGAGUCCUGGAGCAGAAGCGAAGUUUAGAGAAAUUGCCGAAGCUUAUGAAACAUUAUCAGAUGAAAAUAAACGAAGAGAAUAUGAUCAGUUUGGGCGUCACGGAGGACAAGGAAACAAUGAAAGUCCGUUUCAUCAGUCAUUUAAUUUCAACUUUGAUGAUCUGUUCAAAGACUUUGACCUCUUUAGUCAAAACUCACGGUCAAAAAAGCACUUUGAAAAUCACUUCCGAAGUCAUCGGGAAGCUCACAAUCGGCAAAGACGUUCUUUCCAAGAGUUCUCCUUUGGAGGUGGACUGUUUGAUGAUGUGUUUGAAAAUAUGGAGAAAAUGUUUUCGUUCAGUGACUUUGAAAACGCACACCGACAUGCAGUGCGAACUGAUACCAGGUUUCAUGGAUCCAGCAAGCACUGUAGGACUGUCACUCAGAGACGAGGAAAUAUGGUUACCACGUAUACAGACUGUUCUGGACAAUAAUGUCUCCUUUCUUUUCAUCUCUCUUCUUCUUUCAACAUCUUCAUAACCUCUCUUGGUUUUGUGCUAACAAGGAAAAAAUUCUUUGAACUGUUCUAAAAAACACUUAACUACUAUAAAGAAAUUGUAGAUGAAACUAAUCUUCAAAAUAGAAACAAUACACAGUUGGGAAGUAAAUGUCUUAGUAACUACUUAGAAUGGGAGAGAAGUCAUCUCAUGUAUUUGAAACUUCACGUAUUCAUGUAUUUGAACUUCAACAUAAGAUACAUAUUUUUAAUUUCAGAGAUAUAGUACAAUUUUUUUCAUAUAUGCCAAUUCAGGACUGUUUGAGUUACUGGUGCGUGUGGAUUGCAGCAGGGGAGAUACUUGCAAUUUUUACCUGAUACGGACUUACUGUGCAAAUUUGAUAAUAUAUACAAAGUAGCAGCAGAAAUAUGACUUACCUGAGUCUCUGUUACUCUUUCCAGCAUUACAAAUGUAUUAAAAAACCCGCUUUUUAAAAUUGGAAAAUAACAAGAGGGAAUAUGUUAAGAUUGUGCUUUACCUAGGAGAGUGAUAUAGGAAUUACUUUUUUUUUUUUUCCAAAUAGCCUUUCAUUGGCCUGAAGAGAUUUUAGGAUUUGAAUAACCCUUGACUUACUUAAGGGCUAUUCAUGUAUGUAAGCUUGUGUGCACACAAACUUUUUUUUCUUCCUUCCAAAGUACAAAUAUCUCUUUAACAAAGUUUAGAAGAGCAUACUGAAAACACUCUUGUUUUGUGCUUAUUAUAUUAUCAUGUGUGCAAUGUAGUUUCUGUAGCUCAGUUUAUUGAACUUAAAUACUCUCCUGUGCUCUUGUGAACUUAAACAAGGUAAGCUUGCUGCCAGAUUCCUAGUGUUCCUGGAAGGUUCUAAAUAAAAAAAUCAGUAGAUUGUGUUUAGACUUGACAGAUUUGUUACCAGGAGUCUUUCAGCAUUGUGAUUUGAAAUGUAAAUUCUUAGCAUAAACAGAGUACAACUGACAAUUAAAAUUGUUGUAUUCAUCUAAUAUCUUGUGCAGGAAUUUCAUAAUAAAGACAGUACGAAUGGGUAUUGGUUUUCAAAACCAUGGACAUCCAUAACCAGUCUAAGUUAUUUAAAACUGAAAAAAAAAAGAGGUGAGGGGAAAACCAACAAAAAACCUGUAAAUAUUUUUACUGAUGUCAAUCCAAAAGUUCUGUUUUAUUUCUUAACUAGUAGUACAGGUUUAGUAUAUUAAAUUGGUUCCCCUUAAUAAGAUUGCUGUCACCCACGUAUUGCUAUCCCUUUGGAAUUGUGAAAUAAGAAUUUACCUUUCAGAUUGAUUACAUCAGCAAAAUGAGUAUUUUAAACAACAAUAUUCUAAAUAGGUGUUGAGUUUUUAAAAAUCUUUAUCAAAAGAGAUUUAACCCUUUGCUUCUCAGAUGGAUAUUGAAAGCUGCCUAUUUGCUAAGUAACUUUAAUCUUCCCCUCAAAAGGGUAUGUAUUAUUGCUUGUUCAAUUUUCAUUCACUAGAUACUUGGAAUGGAUUGUUGCAUUAUAUUAAGUGCUUGUUCUUUUCCAUGUUCUUGUUUAUUUAUUAAUAGACUAAUACCUCAUAUAUGGUCUUUAUAUAAAGCCAGUAAUUUGUGCAACGUUUUCGGAAUGUGCAAUAUUCUUAUACUAGGAAAAGUGCUGGAGUGAGUGUGUUUGUGUUAUUUCCACCCUUUUUCUGUGUAAGUAGAGAUUUUUCAUUUCUUCUGUAUAAUUAAUAUAUGAUUCAAUCAAAAAUUGUAAUUAAUAUAGAUUUCUGCAAUUUUUUCUUUAACAUACUCCAUCAGUCCUAUGCAUGAAUCAAAUUAUCUGCCUGAUUCAUGUCAUAUGGGCAUCCAAGUGAACAAAUACUAACUUAAAGUUCUGAAUUACUUUCUUUUACAAAUAUCAAGCUUUUUAGAGGACAUUUCUGUAUGCAUUUGACAAGAAUUGUUCACACUGAGAAGACUUUGGCGGGAUGUGGCCUUUAGUAUUAAAUAUAAGAGAGUAUUAGUGAAUAUCCUUUAGGGAUGAUGACUGCUGGAAUUUAGUGGUGAGAGGCAACUCUGGAAGUAGGAUGCAGAGAUAAAAUGUUAAUGCCUUUCUUACUCUAGUGAGAAUUUUCUUAAUAUAAAAUAAAAAAAAAAAUAAUUUGUAAACAUCAGAAUGAGCAGUUCCUAAGCGUGGGAGAAGGAAUAUUUAAAGAUCGUACUGGAACCAAACUAUUGACUUCACCAAAGGUAGUUUUCUCCAGUUAUGAAUUUGAGUCCUUUCCCUAAUCCCGAAUUAGAGGAUUAAGGGUUAAAAUGAGCACUGUAAAUGGUAGGAAUUGCAGCCACCCCCAAAAUUUUAAGUCUGUUUUAAGUGACUGUAUGAGUACACCAACUUUUGGGCUAAACUUUUAGUGAAAAUCAAGGGUCCUUGGCUCCUUCUAGGCUAGAUUUCCCUCUUUAAGGAUACUCCAAACUUGGUAUGAAUGAAGCGUACUUGUUUUCUUUAACUCUUUAAAGUCAAACUAUGAAACUAAUAAUAAAAUGAUAGGGUUACUAGUUUUCUAGCUGAUAGUACCUUAAAAAGACUUCUGCCUAGUCUGUUUGUAUCUCCUUCCAUAUUAGUUCUCUUAAUUACUUGCCAUAGGAAAACCAACAAAUACUUGCUGUUAUUCCGAUGGCUUCUCAAAGUGACCUUUCUACAUGUUUUGGUUGUUGAGCUCUCCUUUUGGAUUUUACCUUGGAUUAUCACUAGCGUUGCAGAGUCUAGUGUGUUGCUAUCCAUAUGACUUUCUGUGAUGGGUAUGCUUUGAAUAGACCUUACCCGAAGAAAUUCAGGCAGGCUUUCCUCAGCCAGCAGUUUUCAGUGCCGUGGCUGUCGGAGCAUAUGCUUGCAAAACAUGUUGCGUGACUCACUUAUUCAGGGCUCUUGCACAUUCUUUUCCUAUUUAUAGUGUUUGCUUCAUGGCAGGUUCUCCAACGGAAGUCCUGGUAUGACCUUAUGACACCCCUGACUUCAGAAAUUUAAGUGCCAUCUUUGAUCUCCUUAACUUGUGAAAAGACCCAGCAAAACUUUUUUGUUGUUGUUGUGUGAGGGUGAAAAAAACCAAUUCUUAACAAUUUCUGAAAGGCUUUUAUGCAUACGUAAUUGCAAAUGGUUGAGUUUCUAAAACUUUACAAAAAAAUAUUGUGUUUUUUAUGUUUGAUUUUUCCCAUUAUACUUUUGAAACACAGUAUCUAGUGGAGAUGAAAGUACUGUAAACAUAAUUAGGGUGCCAUUACAUUAAAUAUGUAAAAAUUG
Messenger RNA from Chroicocephalus ridibundus (black-headed gull), 4057 nucleotides. It is a transcript of the gene DNAJB9, whose product is annotated as DnaJ heat shock protein family (Hsp40) member B9. Gene Ontology annotation, cellular component: endoplasmic reticulum. Lineage: Eukaryota; Metazoa; Chordata; Aves; Charadriiformes; Laridae. Gene Ontology annotation, molecular function: protein-folding chaperone binding; misfolded protein binding. The record is from RefSeq and is a predicted model, not a curated record. The transcript is spliced from 3 exons. The coding region runs from base 115 to 762 and encodes 215 amino acids.